AGUGGCAGUCAAAAUAAAAAAAACAGUACAGUGCUUUCGCUUUGUCAGCAUCAGCUGUACCUAGUUUGUCGUAUAUAUGUGUAUACAUCACAUGAACUUUUUAACCACUGUUUAUGCUGACAACUUGGAUAUUUUAUAUUAGAAGUCUCUGAGCAAUAUAUUUCACAACAGAAAUAUACACUGAUAGAUCUCAUAUUUCCAGAAAGCAUCCUAUAAUUUAGGAGCGUUAGAAAAUUCUUCAGAAUGAGCGAUACAUUAGAUAAAAGUCUUUAUACUUUGCCGUCUGAUCAGCCAAUUGUAGGCUUAGAAGUAAAAUCUGCUUUCGAUGGAUUGACUGACAAAGAAAAAAAAUAUGCUCAUUUUUUGAGCAAAGCAUCUUGGGUUGGGGGCUUAGUUACCAUGAUUCAAACCAGUUUGGAAUCAGGGCCCAUCUUUGUAUUACUACAUAAACUUUUCUCCAAACAAAGUUGCAAAGAUUUCAAGGAUGUUUGUCUUGAAAAAGGAUUCUCAGAAGAAGAUAUCAACGCCCUGUUAAUUUAUACUUGUGGUGUUUUUGCAAAUGCGGGUAAUUACAAAGGCUUUGGUGACACCAAAAUUAUCCCUAACAUUGAGUGCACAACAUUUGAAAAUUUGAUCAGGGUAAGCAGUGUUUGGUCAGAGCUUGAACCAAUAUGGAGCCAAAUAAAAUCAGAUGUUUAUAAUUUAGAAAAAAGUAAAAGAUGUUUAGGUUGCAACCCUGAAGGCUGUACAACAUACUUAUCGAAAAACUGCACUAAAGAAGAUAAUGAAACUGUUACCAAUUGGGUAAAAAGUAAGGAUUUGGAAUUAUGGAAUACAAGACUUUUCAAAUCUACAACAGAAGAUGGGAAGGUAGAAUAUGAAAUUCGUUUAGCUUCGAAGGAGGCAAAAGAAUUGAAAAAAGAGACUGUAGGAAACAUAACGUAUCGACUCACAUCUGGUGAUUAUUCUCCUCUUAUGUCCAAAAUUGCUGAACAUCUACAACAAACUGUGUCAUAUGCUGCCAAUGAAACACAACAAAAAAUGUUAGAAUCUUAUAUUUCUUCAUUUACUAGUGGAUCACUAGAUGAGCAUAAAAAUGGAUCGAGAUUUUGGAUUAAGGAUAAAUCACCAGCUGUAGAAAAUUACAUUGGUUUCAUUGAAACAUACAGAGACCCUACAGGUGUGAGAGGAGAAUUUGAAGGUUUUGUAGCUGUUGUCAACAGGGAAAUGUCAGCGAAAUUCAACACUCUUGUAUCUGAAGCAGAAAAAUUCUUGCCUUUAUUACCAUGGAACAAAAAUUUUGAAAAGGACAAGUUCCUCAAACCUGAUUUCACCUCUUUGGAUGUACUCACUUUUGCUGGAAGUGGAAUACCAGCAGGAAUCAAUAUUCCCAAUUAUGAUGACAUAAGGCAAACAGAAGGGUUUAAAAAUGUGUCUUUGGGAAAUGUAAUUCCUGCUAGUUAUCAAGCUACAGUGAGUCCAUUUUUGAGUGAAGCUGAUGGAGAAUUACUACAAAAAUACAGAAUACCUGCCUUUGAAUUACAGGUUGGUUUGCAUGAACUCUUGGGCCAUGGAUCUGGUAAACUAUUGAAAAAAGAACGUAAUGGUACCUUUAACUUUCCAUCUGAUCUUGUUGAUCCUUUGACAGGUGAAGUUGUGUCCUCCUAUUAUGAAUCAAGUGAUACAUAUGAUUCUAAAUUUGGAUCUCUCAGUUCAGCCUAUGAGGAAUGUAGAGCUGAGGCUGUAGGGUUAUAUCUUAGUUUAGAACCCUCAGUGUUGAAGAUUUUCGGACAUGAAGGAGAAGAAGCUGAGCAUAUUGUGUAUGUAAAUUGGUUAUCUUUAGUGUAUGCCGGUGCAGGCAGAGGCUUAGAGAUGUGGGCCCCAGGAAGAGGAUGGCUACAAGCUCACUCACAGGCAAGAUUUGUACUAGCUCAAGUUCUCAUCCAAGCUGGAGUAGUCAAAGUUACUCAACCAACGAAAGAUGAUCUUUUGGUCACCCUUGAUAAAACACAGAUAAGAGGUGCUGGAAGGAAUGCUAUUGGUCAUUUCUUACUACAACUGCAAACAUAUAAAGCUACUGGAAAUAUCAAAGCUGCAGAAAAGCUCUUUAAUCAUUAUUCUGAGGUGAAAGAACCAUGGCUCAGUUGGAGAUCUAUAGUUUUGGCUAAAAAGCAACCAAGAAAAAUAUUUGUACAGAGUAAUACUUUUAUUGAUAAUGAAAAGGUUACUCUGAAAAGUUAUGAAAAUAAUGCAGAAGGUUUAAUUAAUUCCUGGGUAGAGAGAUUUGAUGAGCCUGAUAUUCUAUACAAGGCUCUUUUGGACUUGUCCAAAAAAGAUGCACAUCAUUUUGCUUGAGACAUUAUUACUGAAAAAUUAAAUACUCUCCUACAACAGGGAAAUAUUUACUUUAAUAGAAAAUUCUAUUGAAGCAAGUUAGCAAUUUAAAGUGAAAUUUUUUAAUGUAUUUAGUAGUUUAUGCUUUGAAUAUAAUUUAAAAAAAAAUUAUGCUGUAAUUUUAUAAAAUGAGAAUUCUAUAUAAAAUUUAUGAAUAAAAUAUUAUCCAAA
This is a messenger RNA of Harmonia axyridis, 2565 nucleotides long. RefSeq names its product dipeptidyl peptidase 3 (gene DppIII). The record is from RefSeq and is a predicted model, not a curated record. NCBI's taxonomy places the organism in Eukaryota, Metazoa, Arthropoda, Insecta, Coleoptera, Coccinellidae. The coding region runs from base 244 to 2355 and encodes 703 amino acids. Gene Ontology annotation, molecular function: metalloexopeptidase activity; dipeptidyl-peptidase activity. Gene Ontology annotation, cellular component: cytoplasm. The transcript has 8 exons. Gene Ontology annotation, biological process: proteolysis.